Messenger RNA from Frankliniella occidentalis (western flower thrips), 1313 nucleotides. RefSeq names its product leucine-rich repeat-containing protein 59. The transcript is spliced from 7 exons. Gene Ontology annotation, molecular function: protein binding. The record is from RefSeq and is a predicted model, not a curated record. The coding region runs from base 175 to 1224 and encodes 349 amino acids. NCBI's taxonomy places the organism in Eukaryota, Metazoa, Arthropoda, Insecta, Thysanoptera, Thripidae.
CCGCUCAACUGCCAACUGCCAUUUUCCGUCUGCUGGUUCUUGCACUUCUUGCUUCUGUCCGAUCUCUCAAUUUUGACAGAUAAGUGAUUCUCGAAGGAAAGAAAGGAAGAGUGAGUUUUUAAGGGUGAACUGUAACCCUCUGUGUACUGUCUCUGAAAUAUCGCAAACGUAAGGAUGGCACCUCAAUCACGGUUUCGAGAAAAUGUUGAUGGCAACAAGCUGGACUUAAGUAUGUCCGGUAUCACAGAAGUUCCUGUGAAAGAUAUAGCAUCAAUUAAAAAGGCAACAGUUUUGGAUCUCUCAGACAAUCAGCUAACUCUUUUACCGCCAACUUUCUCUUCCCUGACUCAUCUUGUGGAACUGGAUCUCAGUAAAAAUAUGCUGCAGGAGUUACCUGAGUCGUUUGGUAACUUGAUCAACUUAAAACGCCUUGAUUUGUAUGGAAAUAAGCUAACUCACCUACCACUUAGUUUCUGUCAUCUGAAAGCUCUCCGUUGGCUGGAUCUAAAAAAUAACCCUUUGGUACCGAUGUUGGCAGAAAUAGCAGGACCUUGUGGAGAUAUGCAACAGUGUCAGCAGUGUGCUCGGAAUGUUGUUGCAACCUUGACUCAAACAGCCAUCAAGGUUGAAGAGGACAGAAAGCGAUUAUUGCAGGAAAAACUCAAGGAACAAGAACAAAUAGAACAAGAAUACUUAUUAAAGAAAAAAGAAUUGGACUCUGAAAACCAAAAAAAGGCUAAGAAGAGAGCAAAAAAGAACAAAGCUGAAAAACAAAUUCAAGACUCGAACAGUAAAGGAAAUAUUGCCACAUCUACUGGAGCAAAGGUUCAAGCUGCAACAGAAAAGGAGAGCAUGAGAGAAGAUAAUGUCCCUGCAUCUUCUUCCAAAAGUUUCUUGCGAAUGAUUCUUUACUUUCUAAUCUUCUGUGUUGGAAUAGUCACUACUUUAUUAUUCUGUUGCAUCCUCUUUGCUGCAUAUGACCGAAAAUUGUUCCUUGAGUUAAUAGAGGACUACAAUAUUGCGUCAAAUGAUGUGACUGGACCGAUUUUGUAUGCAGCAAAAUAUGUUGAAAAUGCAUCCAAGCAUCCAACAUUCAGAGAAUUGAGAUCUCAGUUGGCUGUGUGUUUCAGGUCAAUUAUAGCAAGCAUUCUAAACAUAUAUAAAACUAUAUGUCAGGAAUUUCCUGUUUAUUAUGAUUGGCUGAAAAGUAAAUUCAAGGUAUAGGUAAUCUGAGUAUACGAUAUCAAAUACCUACGGUAUAUGAAAACUGUAAUGGUGUCACUGUAUAAUAAAAGUAUAAUGAAUUUUUUGAA